Messenger RNA from Plenodomus lingam JN3, 1350 nucleotides. RefSeq lists its product as uncharacterized. Lineage: Eukaryota; Fungi; Ascomycota; Dothideomycetes; Pleosporales; Leptosphaeriaceae. The record is from RefSeq and is a predicted model, not a curated record.
AUGGGCGUCGGAGAGACCAUCACCGUCAUCAACAAGUCCGGCAAGGUGGUGAGCAGUAGCAAGCAUAUUGUCAACGUCUUCAAAGAAGCCAAGGCCGCCUAUCGCGAGCGCAAGGCUGAGAUUCAAGCAGAACGCGAUGCGGUUGCGCGCGAGAGGAAGCUGGCCAAGGGCGUAGAAGCCCUUCGCAUCCAGGAAGAUGACACACGCUCUCACUACUCGAGGGCCACCCACCGCUCCAAGUCGCAUAGGAAAUCUUCACAUCGCGAGCGCCCGAGUAUGGAGCGCGGCUAUACCGACAGCUUCUAUGCCAAUGACAGUCCUCGCCAGAGUCCACGGGGUAGCACCCACCGUUUUGAGCAGGACCUCGCCGGCGAGGGUCGCGACGCGCACAGGAAAGAGAUUGCACGAAGAAAUUCAGACAUGCAUGUCCAGCAGAAGACGCGCUCGAAAUCAGAAGCCUUUGUCGACAUGGACCUUGCCUAUGGCGACAUUCCCCCACCCCUUCCCGCCCAAAAAUACGACGACGGCGAACUCAAAGAGAAAGCAUCCAAGAUUACCAUUCUCCUGGACGAGGCCAACUGUCUCCAAUACUCGGUCACCACCAUGAUUGAAAAUCUCCAACAGAACCCCGAAGCUCUGGCUGCCGUCUCCCUCACCCUGGCCGAGAUUAGCGCGAUUGUCGGUAAAAUGGGUCCAGGGGUGCUCAUGACGCUCAAAGGAAGUUUCCCCGCCGUCGCCGCCCUCCUCCUCUCUCCUCAAUUCAUGAUCGCCGGCGGCGUCGCCGUGGGCGUCACCAUUGUCGCCCUUGGCGGCUACAAGAUCAUCAAGAAGAUCCAAGCGCAAAGCAACGACCCGCUCCAGCCCAUGCCCAUGAACGCCGCACCCGCCGGCACAGCUGCCCUCCCUCCCCGCGUCGACGAAGUCCACGACACGCACGAGCUCGAGGAACUGGAGCCCCAGGAGCUCUCGCGCGUCGAAAUGUGGCGCCGCGGUAUCGCCGACGUGGCCGAAUACUCGGCCGGCACCAGCGUGGACGGCGAAUUCAUCACUCCCGGUGCCUCGCGCCAGCUCAUUGCCGCCGGCGUCUUGGACGAAGACGACAUGAAAUCCCGUCGGAGCACGCGCUCGCGCCGCGACAAGGAGCGCGAUGCGGAGUCGCGUGCGGGUCGCAGUCAUCGGGCCAAGAGCGUGGUCAGCGAGAAGAGCACGCGCAGCCACAAGACGAGCCGGACGGGCAAGACGGGCGAGACGAAACGCAGUAAGACGGUCAAGGAGGGGGCCAGCAAGAAGAAGGAAAAGGAGCCGUCGGGAUUGAAGAUGUUGUUUCGAAGUCAUACGACGCAUGCCUGA